Molecule: messenger RNA, 1954 nt
Organism: Solenopsis invicta (red fire ant)
Lineage: Eukaryota; Metazoa; Arthropoda; Insecta; Hymenoptera; Formicidae
Gene: Sfxn1-3
Product: sideroflexin-1
Exons: 4
Coding region: 366-1364 (332 amino acids)
Biological process (GO): serine import into mitochondrion; monoatomic ion transport
Cellular component (GO): mitochondrial inner membrane
Molecular function (GO): monoatomic ion transmembrane transporter activity
Source: RefSeq, a predicted model, not a curated record
GCAAAGGCAAAGUCACCAGCCAGCGGCAUAGCUGAUGGAUCGAACAAGGGGAGUAGAGAGGAAGAAACGGCGCUAAGCGUGUGGAAGCGGAGCAUAAUAAAAAGAGAGAGGAGAUUGAGCGGUUGGACUCUGGAGCGGGUCAGUCGACGGGGAGCUGGGUGAUCAGCCUGUCUCGUAAACGACGUAAGACGUCACGUAUGUCGGCUCUCUGGAGGCUGACGAGCUCCCAGCAGGUGUACAGGUGUAACUAAAGGGCGACGACGAUUCGCUAACGUAUCGUCUUGACAGUGAAGUGGGAAAAAGCGGGUGAACGUGGGUGGGGAAAAGUACAGUCGAGAAGGCUCAAGGCCAUUAGAAGAAAAGAGAUGUCGGAAAGAAAGGAAAUCGGAGCACAAGAUAGCGUGCCGAAAAAAAUAGAUAUUGAUAAACCAUACUGGGAUCAAAGCACUUACCAAGGAAGGGCAUUGCACUUCUUGACGGUAACAAACCCGCUCAAUGUCUUCGCCACGAGCCAACAGCUUGAACACGCGCGUAAUGUCAUCACAAAGUACAGACAGGGCGAGGGCCUAGAAAAACAAGGAAUCACCGAAAAUGAAUUAUGGAGAUGCAAAUAUCUUUACGACAGCGCUUAUCAUCCUGACACCGGCGAGAAGAUGCUGUUAAUAGGCCGUAUGAGCGCGCAAGUUCCCAUGAACAUGACAAUAACCGGCUGUAUGAUGACAUUUUACAAAUCGACGCCGGCUGUAAUUUUCUGGCAAUGGAUCAAUCAGUCAUUCAACGCUAUAGUGAAUUACACGAACCGUAGCGGUUCGAGUCCAAUUCCAACGGAAACGUUAGCGCAAAGUUACGUCGGCGCUACGGGAGGCGCCGUGAUAACAGCGUUGACCCUGAACCGUCUCGCUCAACGUGGACCGCCGCUGGCAGGCCGAUUAGUACCAUUGGCGGCAGUUGCGGCGGCCAAUUGUGUUAACAUCCCUCUCAUGAGGGUCACUGAACUCCAAAAUGGUAUUGAAUUACAAACCGAGGACGGCACAAAAGUCGGCCACAGUAAACGGGCAGCUAAACAAGCGAUCACGACUGUGACAUUGUCGCGAAUACUUAUGGCCUCUCCGAGUAUGAUAUUGGCGCCGAUAGUAAUGAAUUAUUUAGAUCGAAGACAAUUGUUACGUAAUGCGAAAUGGGCUGCCGGACCAAUUCAGGUUAUCAUUUGCGGAGUGUGUCUCACUUUUGCGACGCCACUCUGCUGCGCUCUUUUCGCACAACGUGUUCCUACCUCGGUAAAUCAAUUGGAAUCUGACGUACAAGAGCAGAUACGAUCGCACGAUGCCAGUCUGAAGACCGUAUACUACAAUAAGGGCCUUUAAAUGAAACAGAGUACCGUACUUGAAAUUUUUUACCGGUCCACGGCCUACUCUUGAAACUCAGGUAUACACGAAACAUUCCCGAAUAAAAUAUUCGAAAGCACAUGUUAUUAUCGCAGACUUCUAAUGAUUGUAGCGAUUCGUUCUUGUUGGUAUUUACACUUCUAUAAUCGAUGGUUACAAUUGUGAAAUCAAAAUUUGUAAAAACUAUUGUAUCAGGGUGUCUAUUUAAAUCUUGAAAAAAUUCUUUGAUUUUUCUUAUAUUCUGAUUUAAAUCUGUUUUUUUUUUGUUUUGUUUAACCGCUUACACGGCAAUUUUUUUAAUUCCAUUAAAGUACCUUAAUGUUCUCAAACAAAAAAAUAUCUGAAAAUUAGAUUUUUACAUUUCCCAAGUUUCAUAAGGUAACAAAGCAUCCUGAUUACGAUUCGGACACGAGUCUCUGAACUAUACGUCCAAACAAAUGCAUGCAUAUCUCUCCUUCUUCGGUUUGUGUACAUAUAACGACUAUAUUAAAACUUGAGAGAUCUCAAAAUGUUUUCUCUCGUUAAGUGAGAAAAGGUAACGAAGACAAUAAAAUUCAAAGUUAAGUGUU